GGGAGGGAGGAGACAGGGAAGAGGGAGAGGGAGCGAGAGAGAGAGAGAGAGAGAGAGAGAGAGAGCAAGAGAGAGAGAGAGAGCGGGAGAGGGCAAACUUUACGUGAUAGUGGUUGAGACGCUUUACGGGCUCACCUUGGAAAUCGCCGAACAUACUUUCGCUUACAUUCCCAACAUCCGCAAGUGAAGGACAGCGACGAGGAUUCCCCCGCAGGGCUGCAUCCCCUGAAGCUGUUCAUGCCGGAUAAAGUUCAUGAGCAGCGUGGCAGAGGAGAGGGGACAAAGACUCGCCUCCAAAUACCUUUCGAUAAACUUAUCGGGAAGUCGCUCGUCGCCAUCUGAAAUGGGCACAUUGCGUGACCUCCAGUACGCGCUCCAGGAGAAGAUCGAGGAGCUGCGACAGAGAGACGCGCUUAUCGACGAGCUGGAGCUCGAGCUCGACCAGAAAGACGAGCUUAUACAGAGACUACAGACCGAGCUGGACAAAUACCGCUCCGUUAUCAAACCGGCAACCCAGCAGGUCCACAAGCAGAAUGAGCUGCACGACCAGCAGCGGACGAAGAGGCAGGCAAUAUCGGCCGAACCCACAGCCUUCGACAUCCAGGAUCUUAGCCAUGUCACCCUACCUUUCUACCCCAAAAGCCCACAGUCCAAGGAUCUGAUCAAGGAGGCCAUCUUGGACAACGACUUCAUGAAGAACCUGGAGCUGUCGCAGAUUCAAGAGAUCGUGGACUGCAUGUACCCCGUGGACUAUGGAAAGGACAGCUGCAUCAUUAAGGAAGGCGAUGUGGGCUCACUGGUCUACGUCAUGGAAGAUGGGAAGGUGGAGGUGACGAAGGAGAGCCUGAAGCUCUGCACCAUGGGGCCAGGAAAAGUGUUUGGAGAGCUCGCUAUUCUCUAUAACUGCACCAGGACUGCCACCGUCAAGACUCUAACAAAUGUGAAGCUGUGGGCCAUCGACCGGCAAUGUUUUCAGACGAUCAUGAUGAGGACGGGUCUUAUCAAGCACACAGAGUAUAUGGAGUUUCUGAAAAGUGUUCCCACAUUCCACGACUUGCAGGAAGAUAUUCUUAGCAAGCUUGCCGAUGUCCUUGAGGAGACACAUUAUGGAGAUGGAGAGUACAUCAUCAGACAGGGGGCCAGAGGAGACACCUUCUUCAUCAUCAGUAAGGGAAAGGUUAAUGUGACCAGGGAAGACUUGCCCAAUGUAGAGCCUGUCUACCUGCGCAGCCUCGGAAAAGGAGACUGGUUUGGAGAGAAAGCACUGCAAGGGGAGGACAUCAGGACAGCCAACGUCAUCGCAGCAGAGGCAGUCACCUGUCUAGUCAUCGAUAGAGAUUCAUUCAAGCACCUGAUUGGAGGUUUGGAGGAUGUGUCCAAUAAAGGCCACGAGGAUGCCGAUGUCAAAGCCAGAUAUGAAGCAGAGAAUGCGUUUUUCUUCAACCUCAACCUAGCUGACUUCAACAUCAUCGACACUCUGGGAGUUGGUGGAUUUGGCCGCGUUGAGCUGGUUCAGCUCAAGAGCGAUGAGAACAAAACCUACGCCAUGAAGAUCCUGAAGAAGCGGCACAUUGUCGACACAAGACAGCAGGAGCACAUUCGUUCAGAGAAACUCAUCAUGCAGGAGGCCCACUCUGACUUCAUUGUGAGACUCUAUAGAACAUUCAAGGACAGCAAGUACCUCUACAUGUUGAUGGAGGCCUGUUUAGGAGGAGAGUUGUGGACCAUUCUUCGAGACCGGGGUUCAUUUGAGGACUCAACCACCAGGUUUUACACGGCUUGUGUGGUGGAGGCCUUUGCCUACCUGCAUUCCAAAGGAAUCAUCUACAGAGACCUCAAACCAGAGAACCUUAUUUUGGACCACAGGGGAUAUGCCAAACUGGUCGACUUUGGCUUCGCCAAGAAGAUCGGAUUUGGAAAGAAAACGUGGACCUUCUGUGGAACGCCGGAGUAUGUAGCGCCAGAGAUCAUUCUGAACAAGGGCCAUGACAUCUCAGCCGACUACUGGUCUCUAGGGAUCCUCAUGUUUGAGCUCUUAACUGGCAGCCCUCCCUUCUCUGGCCCCGAUCCUAUGAAAACCUACAACAUCAUCUUGAGAGGCAUCGACAUGAUCGAAUUUCCAAAGAAAAUUACCAAAAAUGCUGCCAACUUAAUAAAAAAGCUAUGCAGGGAUAAUCCUUCUGAACGACUGGGAAACUUGAAAAAUGGUGUCAAAGACAUUCAAAAGCACAAAUGGUUUGAGGGCUUUAACUGGGAGGGCUUGAAGAAGGGGACAUUGACACCUCCUAUCAUCCCUAAUGUCACAUCAGCGGUCGACACAAGUAACUUUGACAGCUUCCCAGAGGACAACGAGGACCCGCCUCCCGAUGACAACUCCGGCUGGGACGUAGAUUUUUGAAGUCCUCCUCUCGACUUAAAACCAAAAGAAACUCUUCUUUUGUUGGCUUCGAGGCCGUCUUGAGGACAUGGCUAUGUUGUAAAAAAAAAAAAAAGAAAAAAAGAAACUGCUUUAAAAAGAAAGAGAGGAUAUGGAAAAGAAGAUAAACGGAUGGAUGGCAAACCCUCUGGGUCACCGAUAUGCCUUUAUUUCACUGUGGCUCUGGAACAAGCAUUUAUAAUGGGACUGCUGUAGCACUUCUUCAGUGUCGUCUUACACUUGGCUCUAAAAGCAGAGAAAGUGCAGGGAUAGACACAUAUACACACAACCCGACACAGGCUGACAAUGGAGCCAGGUUUCCCCUUUGAAACAGGGAAAGAUGUUGAGCGGGUGAAUGAAUGUUGGAUAGUUUGUCUAAGUUUUGGUUCGCAGAUAAAUAAGAGUGAAAAGUUUUAAGUGGACUGCUCAAAAAGAGAGGAGGCCGACGAUUGAUUUGUGUGUGUG
Messenger RNA from Cyclopterus lumpus (lumpfish), 2881 nucleotides. RefSeq names its product cGMP-dependent protein kinase 1-like. Gene Ontology annotation, biological process: protein phosphorylation. Gene Ontology annotation, molecular function: cGMP-dependent protein kinase activity; ATP binding. Lineage: Eukaryota; Metazoa; Chordata; Actinopteri; Perciformes; Cyclopteridae. The record is from RefSeq and is a predicted model, not a curated record. The transcript has 18 exons. The coding region runs from base 254 to 2398 and encodes 714 amino acids.